GCACAGCCUCUCCUACCGCUUUCAGUGAAACUUGCGAAUGCAUUCUUCGGAAGCCUACUGCGCCAAGUUGCAUUCAGCCGCUGAGGAGACGGCAUUUGUCUCGGCCAUCCCAGGUGCCAUUUCCCCGCAGGCACAUAGUUGCCUGCCAGAUCCUAGCACACCGGGAUUCGAUCACGGCAACCACGAUCGACACGGGAUGUGGAGCAAGUUGGCUGAUCAUCAGCGUUUACAUUUGCACCCUGGCACCAGGUAUUUAAUCGGGCUUCAGACCAGCGUAGGUAUAACCCUGUCGUCGAGAUGUCCUCUCUCUACACCUUCUUCACGGCACUGGUAUGUCUCUCGGCCUGUGCCACAUCGGUCCUCGCAUCGCCCAAGAUCCCUGCAGCUCCGGGCUUGACAUACCUUUACUCGCUCAACUGCACGUUGGGCCCGUCCAUCCAGGUCGGCGGCGGUCCGCACGGCACUCGUGUCGUGAUUCCCAUCAUUGGCGGAACUUUUUCAGGGCCACGACUGUCCGGCAAGGUGCUCAACCUGGGGGCUGACUGGGGCUUGGUCGACAAGAACGGAACUUUCUCGGCCGACACUCGGUACCAGCUGCAGACCGACGAUGGCGCGCAUAUCUUUAUCCGCACCUCUGGGCCGGCGCAGCCAGACGGGCACUUGCACCUGCGCAUGGUUUUCGAGACGGGUAGCGACAAAUACUACUGUCUCAACAACAUUGUCGCUGUUGGUAUCCUGACGUCGAAAACGGGCUAUGUCCUGAUCGACGGCUGGCAGCUGGAAAGCCCAAAGAAGUAAGGGCAGGUCGUCAGGUCAAGUCAAAUAAGUAUCUGGCAGUUCCAGAAAGUCCAGUGUCAGAGCCACAUGCUACAUGUGAUUGAUAGAAUAGCCGUCAUACUCACAGAUAUCAUGAUAUGCAUGACCACAACGGGCAGACCACAUCGAAGUCGGGUUCACUAGGCUACUGGGUCGUCGAGGCUCAUGCCAGAUGCUAUCAUAUUUCAUAAAACGGGCGGAUGCACUUGUACAUUAGUCCAACCUAGGGACCUUGUACUACCAUAUUGAUCACGCAUUUGGUCCACUACCCCGAGAAUUCGCU
Molecule: messenger RNA, 1099 nt
Organism: Parathielavia appendiculata
Lineage: Eukaryota; Fungi; Ascomycota; Sordariomycetes; Sordariales; Chaetomiaceae
Exons: 3
Coding region: 298-798 (166 amino acids)
Source: RefSeq, a predicted model, not a curated record